Messenger RNA from Astyanax mexicanus (Mexican tetra), 897 nucleotides. RefSeq names its product proteasome 20S subunit beta 3 (gene psmb3). The record is from RefSeq and is a predicted model, not a curated record. Gene Ontology annotation, cellular component: proteasome core complex, beta-subunit complex; proteasome core complex. The coding region runs from base 159 to 776 and encodes 205 amino acids. Lineage: Eukaryota; Metazoa; Chordata; Actinopteri; Characiformes; Acestrorhamphidae. The transcript has 6 exons. Gene Ontology annotation, biological process: proteasome-mediated ubiquitin-dependent protein catabolic process.
GGAUGUGAGGUAAGCGGGUAGGCGGGACUGAGCGCUGGGUGAAAGUGUGUAGUCACUGUGUGUGAGCGGAUCACAGCGUUAAUAAGAAUAUCUGCGGUUUAUUAAAGUAUAUGAACAGUUUUUCUCUGUAGUUUGGGUGUUUCUUCAGCAGCGCCAGCAUGUCUAUUAUGUCGUAUAACGGAGGGGCCGUCAUGGCGAUGCGUGGGAAGAACUGUGUUGCGAUUGCGUCGGACCGGAGGUUCGGAAUCCAGGCUCAGAUGGUCACCACUGACUUUCAGAAGAUCUUCCCCAUGGGUGACAGACUCUACAUCGGCCUGGCAGGACUGGCCACAGAUGUGCAGACAGUAUCUCAACGACUUAAAUUCCGCCUUAACCUAUAUGAGCUGAAGGAGGGUCGGCAGAUCAAGCCAAAGACCUUCAUGAGCAUGGUGUCCAACCUGCUGUAUGAGAGGAGGUUUGGACCCUACUACAUUGAGCCUGUGAUUGCUGGUCUGGACCCCAAAACCUCAGAGCCCUUUAUCUGUUCACUGGACCUGAUUGGAUGCCCCAUGGUAACAGAAGACUUCGUGGUGAGCGGCACGUGCUCAGAGCAGAUGUACGGCAUGUGCGAGUCGCUGUGGGAACCUGAUAUGGAGCCAGAUGACCUGUUUGAAACCAUCUCACAGGCAAUGCUGAAUGCUGUAGAUAGAGAUGCAGUUUCUGGUAUGGGAGUUAUAGUCCACGUCAUUGAGAAAGAUAAGAUCACCACACGGACCCUGAAGGCCAGAAUGGACUAGAGAAAACUGCUGCUGCUGCUCUCCUUCUACUGCAUCCUCUUUUUCUACUGCAAUAAAACAAUUCAUGACCCCAAAAGAGUUCUUCUUUUAAGCACGCUGUUCAAUAAAUUCAAUGUAGUGA